Molecule: messenger RNA, 2184 nt
Organism: Bactrocera tryoni
Lineage: Eukaryota; Metazoa; Arthropoda; Insecta; Diptera; Tephritidae
Product: putative nuclease HARBI1
Exons: 6
Coding region: 1059-1901 (280 amino acids)
Source: RefSeq, a predicted model, not a curated record
CCAAAAAAAUCCUCAAAAAAAUCGAUUUUUUUGAAACCUCUAAAGCAGGCAUUAACACUUGCCAUUGUUCGAUGUGAUCUUCACCUUCACCGUUCGGCGACACAAGAGGAUUGAGAUUUUGUGUGCACACAACGCCAUAUACGACACACAUGUGUGCACACCGAUCGUAAAAAAUCAAACAUUUCCGCGAACAUGGAUCGGUAUGCGCACAAGCCCACACACGCAUAAACCGCAAUCGCACACAUACCGAUUCCCCUAUUCCCCGUUGCUUCAGGUGUUUCCAUCUGGGGCGCAUGACGCACAAAUGCUGCAACCCUGUCGACAGGUCGUCCCUGUUUACACGUUGUGGAGCCGGUGGACAUGUAGCGAAGUCAUGCACUAACGAUCCUAGCUGCAUGCUUUGUAAAGGAGCACACUCAGCUUUGAGUACUACUUGCCCCAAGUACUUGGAGAUGGCAAAAUCUUUAGGGAAAUGAAGAUUUUGCAAUUAAAUCUAAAUCACUGUGCUGCAGCACAAGAUCUGCUUGAACAGACAGCAUUUGAAGAAAACACUGAUGUCGCUUUAUUAAGCGAACAAUACUCUCAGCGUUCAGAAAGCACUUGGACCACUGACAAAGCCGGAAAAGCUGCAAUAUGGUCUUGCAAAGGACAACCAUUUAUAACCUGGAACUUGCUCUAGAAACCAGAGGCAAAGCGCCAAUUAUAAUCGCAGUCGACUUCAAUGCGUGGUCGACCGCUUGGGGUAGUAGGCGCACAAACCACCGUGGGCGUCUACUACUUGAAUUCCUCGGCCAAACGAAUCUUACGAUCCUGGGCCCGAAUCGCGGCAUUCGUGAUCGAGCGAGAUAUUGUAUCGAAACAAAUUUCGUGACGUUUCGAGUAGCCGGAUCGCCGCACUCGAUACGAAGCGAAUCUAAAUUAGCUCACUGUAACAGCCCUGGCCUCUCUACAAAUGGCAUUUACGAAGUGUCGAAUUGUGAAAUCAAAACAAAGAAAGUUGUUGAAGCCGUGCUAUAUUUUUUUAUAAAGGUGAAAUACUAUUGUUUUUCUCAAAAGUGAUGCAUCCAAUUAUUUUUUUAUAUUCGUCUUCGGAAUCUGAGGAAGAAAACGUGCAGCAAGUCAUAAGGAACCGAAUGCGAGACAAAAGCAAUCUCUUGGCAUUGCCGGAGGCAGCCUUCAGGAAACGGUUCAGACUCUCUAAAAGUACAUUUAACUACGUAUUGGCUGAACUCAAAUUUGAAGGGCAUUUGUCAACCGCAGUGGCACCAAUGAUUCAACUGGGAGCGACUUUGUCCCUUUUGGCCAGUGGUGGCUACCAGCACUUGGUGGGAAAUGACUUUUUGAUAGGAAUAUGUCAAAGCACUAUUUGCAAAAUAAUAAUAAAUGUAAUCAGCGAAAUGGAAACAAAUUUGUGCCCCCAAUUUAUUAAAUUCGUGCCCGACAAUCUUUCUGAAUGCACGAAAUCGUUUGUUGAAAAAUACAAAAUUCCUGGAGUAAAUGAGCACAUGUUCUUCAACAGGAAAGGAUACCAUAGCCUCAACUCAAUGAUAAUAUGUGACCAUGAAUACCGCAUUUUGGCCAUUGACUCAAAAUAUGGUGGAGCCGCACCCGAUUCCUUUGUGUGGAAGCAUUCGGCACAACGAAAGUUUUUGGAGGAGCAAUUGAACCAAAAUAACUUCAAAAAUGUUUGGCUUUUAGGAAAUUCGGGUUAUCCCUUGGAGCCGUGGUGUUUAACACCAUUCAGGAACCCUGAAGAAGGGUCUACUCAAGCUCGGUUCAAUGAGGCUCAUUCUAAAGCUCGCUGUGUGGUUGAAAGAACCAUUGGUAUCCUAAAGGGCCGUUGGAAAAUUCUCAGCAAUGACAAGAGAACCGUUACCAACCUGAAAAAAUGGCACAAUUAGGGAAUGUAUGUGCAGCGUUGCAUAACAUUUGCAUACAUUUCAAAGAUGCGUCGUAUUGCAGACAUUAUGCAAGUGAAGCUAUUAACACAGAAGUGGAUAUGGGAAACGAAACUCAUUUAACCAAAAUUGGACACAAAAUUCGAAACCAUAUAAUGUUGGCGCUAGAAAAUACAAUUUGAAUAAAACAAGUCUCUAUUGCUUUGACUUCCAUAUAAGCUUCGUGAGCUUCCUCUUUCAUUUCCAUCGACCUCUCCUUCAAAGCUAUAAGCUUGUCUAGUUUUGC